Molecule: messenger RNA, 2726 nt
Organism: Ectocarpus sp. CCAP 1310/34
Lineage: Eukaryota; Phaeophyceae; Ectocarpales; Ectocarpaceae
Source: the annotation of a GenBank genome assembly
GGUGCAGAGUAGGGAGAGGAGCGUUGCAUUCACCGUCACGUACAAUACAGUUCCCUUACUGCAGCCUUCAUCCACUGGGCAAUUUUCGGGGUGGCGAAAUCUUUGUCGAAUCACGCUCUCUGCGGUGGAACGUAGCAAGUCUGCGCGUGGGUCUUCUCGCACUGUUGUAGGGGAAGGAUGGCGGCGGUAGCGGUGGCAGGACGAACAACAACAACAGCAGAGCCCGCCGCUGGAAAGGGUGCAGGAGCAAUGGCAGCAGCUUCUUCCGGGCGAGAUCUCGGGGUGCACUCGUACUACCAGGGGAAAAUCGACGAGAUGGAGCUGGUGGUGAGGGAUCGGACGCAGAACCUCGAGCGGCUCAAGGCGCAACGCAACGAGCUGAACGCCAAGGUCCGGCUGUUGCGAGAGGAGCUGCACCACCUGCAGGAGUCGGGAUCGUACGUGGGGGAGGUGGUGAAGGCCAUGGGGAAGAAGAAGGUCCUGGUGAAGGUGAAUCCCGAGGGAAAGUACGUGGUGGACAUCGACAAAGACAUCGAUGUCAACAAGUGCACGCCCAACACGCGCGUCGCCCUGCGCAACGACUCGUACGUGCUCCACAAGAUUUUGCCGACUAAGGUGGACCCGCUGGUGAGCCUGAUGAAGGUGGAGAAGGUGCCGGACUCAACCUACGACAUGAUCGGUGGGCUGGAAAAGCAGAUCCGUGAGAUCAAGGAAGUAAUCGAGCUGCCAAUCAAGCAUCCGGAGCUGUUCGAGUCGCUGGGCCCCAAGGGCGUCCUCUUGUACGGACCCCCAGGGACGGGGAAGACGCUUCUGGCACGGGCCGUGGCACAUCACACCGACUGCACCUUCAUCCGCGUGUCGGGGUCGGAGCUGGUGCAGAAGUACAUCGGGGAGGGGUCGCGCAUGGUGCGCGAGCUGUUCGUCAUGGCGCGAGAGGCGGCCCCAUCGAUCAUCUUCAUGGAUGAGAUCGAUUCCAUCGGCAGCAGCCGGGUGGAGGGCAGCGAGGGGGGGGACUCGGAGGUGCAGAGGACGAUGCUCGAGCUGCUCAACCAGCUCGAUGGCUUUGAGCCGACGCAAAACAUCAAGGUGGUGAUGGCGACAAACCGCAUCGAUAUCCUCGACCCCGCCCUCCUGCGGCCCGGACGUAUCGACCGCAAGAUCGAGUUCCCGCACCCCACGCUCACGUCGCGCAUGGACAUCAUGGGCAUCCACUCGCGCAAGAUGAACCUGUUGCGCGGCAUCGACCUCAAGGUCAUCGCGGAGAAGAUGCCGAGCGCCUCCGGUGCGGAGUGUAAGGCGGUGUGCACAGAGGCGGGUAUGUUCGCGCUACGGGAACGACGCAUCCACGUGACGCAGGAGGACUUCGAGAUGUCGGUUGCGAAGGUCAUGAAGAAGGACAGCGACAUGAACAUGUCCAUCCGCAAGCUGUGGAAGUAGAUGGAAGAUCGAUUUUUUGCACUGGGAGGCGACUAGUUGUGUUUCUUUCCUUCCGUCAUGGCUUGCGUUUUGUGGCUGAGUUGGUUUUCUUGAUGCCUUGGAGAGAAAGCGCCUCGUUUGGUUCAUUGUUCGGCUUGAAGUUGUGUGCAGCUUUCGUCUGGUCGUGGCAGUAUUGAUCGAGAUAUUGGUGGACAACCGCAGUUAGAGGAGAACGGGCGUUGUCGUGUUUGUGCCUUGAAAGAUGGGUCGCAACACUACUGUUUUUUCGAGGUUUUGUCGUCAUUUUUUUUGCGCAAGCCCAUCGGGGUGUUUGCGUCCGAGCUGUCCUUCGGGAUCUAGCUUUCAUGAUGGCGGUUCCGCGUGUUGAGCGAGAUGAACCAGCAGGCUGUACUGUAGCAGCGACGAGUAUGCGUAUGUUGCAUGGCUCUCGGGGGCGGCGACAAGAAAUCUGCGCGGAGUUGCGAUGUGCAAAACCAGCUCGUUGUUACCCCAGCAAUAACGCCUACAAGAAACGCCAAACGUUUGCGGCGUUCGGGCUUGACCGACAGUUGAAAUAACAAGAAAAACAUAGAAAAAUAUGACACUCUAAGGCGUGGUUGAUUAUUUGGGCGCGAAACGCGAUGUGUCCGAGCGCUCAUGUGGGUCUGGCGGAAGCAUGUGCUAUCUUAUGACGCCAUCUGUCGAAAGGCGGAUGCGUUCGCUUUUUUAUUUUUUUAGCCCUCCACAAAUAUGAGUCCGAGCUAGAUUAGCAAUGAAUUCAUAGUGUUGAAGUUGAACCUCAAACGUAUGUGUAGAAGAAUUCCUGCUUCAUUGCGAUCAAGACACCUCCACAAACGCGAGGCACCUCUCAUGACAGCAGUCUCGUCGUCAACCACAGCAGUGCAAGUGCCCAACGUAGCGCGUAGCGUCGGGGGCACACGCGCUCACGAGGGAGAUACACACCCCAUUGGGACAGGUUGGUUCUGUUUCGAGUGACGGAGCUCCGGUGCUUGGUUCUCAGGAGGGCACGGGGAUUGCAAUCCCAUACACCUAUGCUAAUAAAUCACGAUAAGGCGAAAUCCUGGGGGAGGGGGGGUCGUGGUGUAGUUUUGAGGGUAUGUGUGGCCGCACGGGGCCCCUCCGAUGCCGUAUUUUGACCGCCUUUUGUACCUUCGUUUUGUCCGAUAUAGUCUGUGUCAUGAGUCGCGAAGGGCUGUGCGCGAUGGUGUUGUAUCGGGUGACGCCUGAUUUUUCAGGGGAAAAACACUUUCAUUUGUCUUUGCCUUGUAGCCAAUAAAUAUUGGUAGACC